Molecule: messenger RNA, 1218 nt
Organism: Quercus lobata
Lineage: Eukaryota; Viridiplantae; Streptophyta; Magnoliopsida; Fagales; Fagaceae
Exons: 2
Coding region: 1-1218 (405 amino acids)
Molecular function (GO): RNA-DNA hybrid ribonuclease activity; nucleic acid binding
Source: RefSeq, a predicted model, not a curated record
AUGACAUGUGAACCAAUUUUCCGACUGCUCAAGAAUGAAGUUCCCACGGUAUGGAAAGAACAAUGCCAAGAAGCUUUUGAGAAGAUUAAGAAUUAUCUAAUGAAGCCACCAAUACUGGUUCCACCGGUACCUAAAAAGCCAUUAUUGUUGUAUCUCACAACUACGUAUACAACAAUGGGGGCUUUGCUUGCUCAAUACCUAGAAGAGUCUAGGAAGGAGAAUGCGAUUUACUACAUCAGCAAGAAGAUGUUGUCUUAUGAAGAAAAGUAUUCACCACGUAAGAAGACAUGUGUAGCACUUGUAUGGGCAACCCGCAAACUCAGGCAUUAUAUGCUUGCUUUCAAUGUCUUGUUGAUUGGGACAGCGAUUGCUAAUCACUUAGCCCACUAUUCACCUAAAGAAGCUGAAGAAAUCCAAGGAGACUUUCUAGAUAAGGAUAUUAUGGAGAUUGAGGCAGAAUCAUGGAAGAUGUAUUUUGACGGAACUAAUCAAAAUGGAAGUGGCAUUGGAGUUCUCCUAAUUUCUCCAAAAGGGACACAAAUCCCACUCUUUGGUAGGCUCAACUUCCCUGCCACUAAUAAUGCCAAUGAAUAUAAAGCUUGUAUUAUAGGGUUACGAGUAGCCCUGGGUCUUGGAGUAAAAGAGUUGGAAGUAUAUGGUGAUUUAGCUUUGAUAAUUUCUCAGAUUCAAAAUAGAUGGAAGAUCAAGGAAGAAAGGUUAAUGCCUUAUCAUGAAUGUCUUCAGAAGUGGGCCUUGAAGUUUAGCAAGAUCCAGUACCAAUAUGUGCCAAGGAUGCAGAAUCAGAUUGCAAAUGCUUUAGCAACAAUGGCAUCCAUGAUGGAUGGACCCAAGGAAGAUGAAACAAGACCAAUAGUGGUGGAACAAAAAGAGGAACCAACUUAUUACAUGACAAUAGAGGAGGAUGAGGAAAAGAAUGGGAAAGGUGAAUGGUAUUCUGACAUCCUACAGUACCUCAAGGAUGGGACAUACCCACCGUCUGAAGAUAAAAAUGACCAAUUGACCAUCAGAAGGCUAUCCACUAAUUAUAUUAUUUGGUGGGAGAGGCUUUACAGAAGAUCAUACGAUGGAAUUCAUCUCCUUUGUGUGACCACUAAGGAAGCACAACAAAUAAUUGUAGAAGUUCAUGAGUCAAGCUAUAAGCCACAUAUGAAUGCACACAUGUUGACACAAAAGAUAAUGAGGCAAGGGUAUUACUAG